GCGCUUGUGAAAAUGAGGAGGCGGAGCUAGAGUGUCGGCAGAGGCGCAUGCGCAGAGGGAAGGUGACUUUGGGAGGAUGCUGGCCAAGUACCUGGGCCCCCGCUACGCUCAGCUCCUGCGCAACUGGGUCCCCACGGCAGCCACAUGGGGCUCCGUUGGCGCCAUAGGGCUGGUUUGGGCCACGGACUGGAGGCUGAUCCUUGACUACGUCCCUUGGAUCAAUGGCAAGUUCAAGAAGGACGACUGAGCCCAGGCUGCGGGCUCCUUUGGUUCAGAGCAACUCUUUCCCUUCAUGUUCCUAAGUCUGUGAAGCCAUCUGGAACCAACCUCCGCAAGAAGAAGGACAUGACCCUUUCGUUUUCUCCACCUCCACCGGGAAAUGCUACACAAUGUCCUCUGAAACCAAUAAAAACUCUUUUUAGUGACCAGCUCUAUGCGGUCCUCCAGUCCA
This is a messenger RNA of Sceloporus undulatus (fence lizard), 451 nucleotides long. RefSeq names its product cytochrome b-c1 complex subunit 10. The record is from RefSeq and is a predicted model, not a curated record. NCBI's taxonomy places the organism in Eukaryota, Metazoa, Chordata, Lepidosauria, Squamata, Phrynosomatidae. Gene Ontology annotation, cellular component: mitochondrial inner membrane. The coding region runs from base 77 to 247 and encodes 56 amino acids. Gene Ontology annotation, biological process: mitochondrial electron transport, ubiquinol to cytochrome c. The transcript is spliced from 3 exons.